GAGGCUGAGCGCUGACGUCAUGAGUGUGGAUGGAUACAUGCAGUGACUGAAGGAGGCGGAUGGAUACAUACGGUGACUCAAGGAAAUCUCCUCCAUAUGGAACUCUAGAGCCGGAUCUCAAAUGGAUAUUUGUCGCGGUUUUCACACUCGGUCGCUGGCCGAACUACAUUUCUGCGCGGAGGAACAUUGGUGAGAGAAGCAGCAGGCGAACAGGACCGUGACGCAAAACACUUAGUGCUGGACUCGGAGCUGAAGCUAACGCGUUAGCAUCAUCGGCUAACAGACCUGCUAAACACCUCCAUUUAACAGCAACAUUAACACUAACACAAAGUGGACGUGUGUGCAGGUGGAGUUCAGUCAUGGUGUAAAAGAGGUUUGGAUCUAGAUCUCCUUCGUCUCCGUCUCUCCUCCACACCUUCACUAUGUCAGGUAGCUACACUCCGGCUCCUGGAGGUCCGUUCUCUGCCCUCACCCCCAGCAUGUGGCCUCAGGACAUCCUCGCCAAACACCAUCAGAAAGACCAGAAUCUGGACUCAGAACCUCAGUAUGAUGAGUUUGGCUUCCGGAUCAGCAGCGAAGAUGGGGUGGAGGCACGUGAUAGGCUGUGGGAUGAUGGAUCUCCACAGAGAGAAGAUCCCCAGCAGAGGCUACGCUGGCAGGCACACCUGGAGUUCACACACAACCACACAGUGGGAGAUCUCACCUGGGACCUGAUCACCCCCAUCCUGCCCCGCUCCGAUCGUCUCCGCUCGCUCGUCCUGGCCGGAAUACCGCACAGUAUGAGACCUCAGUUGUGGAUGCGUCUGUCAGGAGCUCUGCAGAAGAAAAGGACUUCUGAUAUUUCUUACAGAGAGAUCAUCAAGAACAGCUCCAAUGAUGAUACUACAGCAGCCAAACAGAUAGAGAAAGAUCUUCUCCGCACCAUGCCCACUAAUGCGUGUUUCAGUACCCUGAGCAGUGUGGGAGUUCCGCGCCUCAGACGGGUUCUUAGAGGACUGGCUUGGCUUUACCCUGACAUUGGGUACUGUCAAGGCACUGGCAUGGUCGUCUCAUGCUUGUUGCUGUUCCUGGAGGAAGAAGAUGCUCUGUGGAUGAUGUGUGCUUUAAUCGAGGACCUGCUGCCUCCAUCUUACUUCUCCUCCACCCUGCUGGGGGUGCAGACGGACCAGCGUGUCCUGCGCCAGCUCAUCGUCCAGUACCUGCCCCGCCUGGACCGUCUUCUGCAGGAGCAUGACAUCGAACUUUCCCUCAUCACUCUGCACUGGUUCCUCACCUCAUUUGCGAGUGUGGUGGAUAUCCGGGUUCUACUCCGCAUCUGGGACCUGCUCUUUUAUGAAGGUUCUCUGGUGCUUUUCCAGGUGACUCUGGGCAUGCUGAAGAUCAAGGAGGAAGAGCUGGUGUCCUCAGAGAACUCGGCGUCCAUCUUUAACACGCUGUCAGACCUGCCGAGUCAGCUGGAGGACGGGGCCAUGGUGCUGGGAGAGGCAGUGAGACUGGCAGGGUCUCUCUCUCAGGACACACUCGACGCUCAGAGACACAAACACCUCGCUUAUAUCCUGGCUGAACAAACACAGCUCAACUCCAACAACACACUCACACUCAACACCAGUCUCAAUAAGGUGGUUCGGAGGCAGAGUCUGCGCAGGAAGUCCACACUGAGCUCACUGCUGUUUGGUGAGGACGAGGCAGAGGCACUCAAGGCCAAAAACAUUAAACAGACUGAGCUGGUGGCUGUGCUCAGGGAAGCCAUCGCUCGAACUGCAGAACACUUCCACUGUCUAGACCCUGACCACUGCACCACGGACCUGACCCCAGACUACUCCAUGGAGAGUCAUCAGCGGGACCAUGAGAACUUUCUGGUGGUAUCUCGGAACCGCAGGAGACGAGCUAAAGCACUGCUGGAUUUUGAGCGCCAUGACGACGAUGAAUUGGGUUUUAGAAAAAAUGACAUCAUCACUAUCGUGUCUCAGAAGGACGAGCACUGCUGGGUAGGAGAGCUGAACGGUCUGAGAGGAUGGUUUCCAGCUAAAUUUGUGGAAAUCCUGGAUGAACGGAGUAAAGAGUAUUCUCUGGCAGGUGAUGACUCUGUAACAGAAGCUGUAACUGAUUUGGUUCGUGGAACACUGUGUCCUGCUCUAAAGGCCAUUUUUCAGCACGGUCUGAAGAAGCCCUCUAUACUGGGUGGUCCCUGCCACCCCUGGCUGUUCAUCGAGGAGGCAGCAAGCCGGGAGGUGGAGAGAGACUUUAACUCGGUUUACUCCAGACUGGUUCUGUGUAAAACCUACAGGUUAGAUGAAGAUGGGAAAGUUCUCACCCCUGAGGAGCUGCUGUACAGAGCUGUACAGAGUGUUAAUAUGACUCACGACUCUGCACACGCUCAGAUGGACGUCAAGUUCCGAUCGCUCAUAUGUGUGGGACUGAAUGAGCAGGUACUGCACUUGUGGUUGGAGGUUCUAUGUUCCAGUAUCUCAACAGUAGAGAAGUGGUAUCAGACCUGGUCUUUCCUACGCAGUCCAGGCUGGGUGCAGAUCAAGUGUGAGCUCAGAGUCUUGUCCAAGUUUUCCUUCAGUCUCUCUCAGGACUGUGAACUUCCUUCCAAAAAAGAGAAGUCUCCCAUUCUGAAAGCAGAAGUGGUGGACGUCUUGGUGCAACAUCACCUCUUUAGUUGGGAUCUUUAGGAAAAGGAGCAGAGACCCCUGAAGGAGGGAGUUCAGGACAUGCUUGUUAAACAUCACCUCUUCAGCUGGGACAUCGAUGGAUAGAUAAACACCAUACACACACACACACACACACACACACACACACACCUGUUUACAUAGCAGACAUCACAUGUAAACAACUUUAUAUAACACUGAUGAAUUAGUGAGUGUGUGUGUGUGUGUUCACGUAGCAGAACAUCUAAGCUGUGGUCUCAACAUUUCUUCAAGGAUUUGAAUGAUGUUCCUCUGCUGGAGAACACGGAGAACCGAGCAUGCUCAAAGCGAUUUCUACAUUUCCAUGGACAUUUGUCUCCAUCACACGCACACACACACACACACACACACACACACACACACACACAGUUCCUGAUUUAUUUCUGUUGAAGUUGCAGUGUUUGUGUAGGACGUCAGCGUGAAGCCUGAGCUCAGUGUGUAUAAUGCAAAUGAACUGAAAUCUCUCGUUCGUGUGUUUUGCUCAUUUCAGGGUUUUUUUCAUGACUGAUGUAAAAGUGUGUUGAUGAAAAUCAGCUGAUGAUGAUGAUGAUGAUGAUGAUGCUCCUUUUGUGAGGAGUUUAGAGUGUUUGUAAACAUGCUUCUGUUGGACAUCUCUGUCCUGUGCACAUCUCUCUCUCUCUCUCUCUCUCUCUCUCUCUAGUUGAAGUGUAAUCAGUCUUUAAGUGUGUGACUGUAAAGGUUUUUCUCUGGGGUCUUUGUCAGCUUUAUCACGUCCCCUGUGACCUGCAGAGAUCAGUGUUGUUCUUCAGCAGGUUCCAGCGGGAUACAGGACUGAGCUCUACUCUGGUCCCUUAAUAAAUAAUCACUGAUCAGG
This is a messenger RNA of Tachysurus fulvidraco (yellow catfish), 3528 nucleotides long. RefSeq names its product small G protein signaling modulator 3 (gene sgsm3). The record is from RefSeq and is a predicted model, not a curated record. Lineage: Eukaryota; Metazoa; Chordata; Actinopteri; Siluriformes; Bagridae. The transcript is spliced from 23 exons. Gene Ontology annotation, molecular function: protein binding. The coding region runs from base 423 to 2678 and encodes 751 amino acids.